Frankliniella occidentalis (western flower thrips) is the source of this 2239-nucleotide messenger RNA. RefSeq lists its product as uncharacterized. NCBI's taxonomy places the organism in Eukaryota, Metazoa, Arthropoda, Insecta, Thysanoptera, Thripidae. The transcript has 4 exons. The coding region runs from base 541 to 1656 and encodes 371 amino acids. The record is from RefSeq and is a predicted model, not a curated record.
GUAUGAAUAAUCAAGCAGCACUUUUUUUUCAGGAAGAAUCCUCAUAAAUUAACAUGAGAGAGAAUUAUCCUCUAUUGUAUGAUUUACUUACAUUUUUGUGAGUGGUCGCGAAAAGUUUGGUCGGCUAUUUUGUGGUUGAAUUGCGCGCUUAUCUUCGAGGAGUAUGAGAAUUUAGUAACUUCAAAUUUCUCAUAGAUAGUUAGUUGGGUAGCAAAUCAAAAUCGAAAGCAGGGGAGGGGGGGAGAGGGGAAAGUGGAUUUGAUUUUUGAUUAAGUUAAACACCCGCCUGUGUGUCCAUUUUCUUUAGUUUUCUUUUAUUUAUGCUGAAGCGCCUCUUUUCCGUGUCUUCUGCGUGCCAGAAGAAACACUUUAAACCAUCGCCCAUGCCUCCUAAGAGCUCAAAACCAGCUCGGGCUGCUCCUCAGAAGGUAAAUAAAUAAACGGCGAGGUUAAGGACAGUCGGCUGCUGUGACUUUUGCCUUGUUUGGCUCGAUUGGCUAUGAUUACUGCGGUGUUGAGAAGAAGUGUAUUUGAAUUUUAAUGAAUGAGAUGGCCUCCCAAAAUUGCGGGACGAAGAAGCAAAAGCUAAAUAACUCAUCAAGCUUAGCAUGCAAUGGAUCAGCUGUGCCACCCAAUGGUUUGAAGAAUGGCACUGUCGCCCGGCCUGAGAUGUGUUUUUUUUGCUUUGAUGUACUUAAUUCUCACUUAAACUGCCUUGAACCACCCAAAGCUCCAGACUUCUGCAAUGACCCAUAUCCCAUUUUUGUGACUUGGGAAACUUCAAAGGAGAGACGCUUACGAGGCUGUAUUGGUACUUUUGGUGCCAAAAAUUUACAUUUAGGUUUGAGGGAAUAUGCAGUUACCAGUGCUGUGAAGGAUUCUCGAUUCAGCCCAAUCACUCAAGAUGAGCUUCCCAAGUUAAGAGUGGCUGUUUCAUUGUUACGUCACUUUGAAGAUGGCUCUGAUUAUCUCGAUUGGGAAGUAGGAGUGCAUGGAAUCAGCAUUGAAUACCACAGUGACAGAGGUGUCAGGCAUUCAGCUACUUAUCUGCCAGAAGUUGCUCCGAAACAGGGCUGGGAUCAGAUUCAGACCAUUGAUUCUCUUCUUCGUAAGGGUGGGUUUAAGGGAGCUGUCACCCCAGAGAUACGUAGCGCCAUCAAGUUGACUCGCUACAAGAGUGAGAAGAUUUCUGUCACAUAUGAUGAAUAUAUGGAGCACUGUCGUCUUCUACAAUCUCAAGCUACGGGAGCUAUUUCUGAAUGUAGUACAUCUGAAGGAUGUUCCUCAGAUAUGAUGGAUAUGGUUCCACAGAAACAGCUGACUGACUGGGCUGAAAACAGUGAAAAUAAUGUAAUUUUUGUUACAAAAACGGGAGAUAUUGCUGUGAAAAUACAUGCUAAGCCAGGAGCAAAGAAAAAUAACAUCACAGAUAUAAGUGAUGAGGGUGUUGGAGUACAGAUCUCUGCUCCACCAGUAGAAGGUGAAGCAAAUACAGAACUUGUAAGGUACAUUGCUGAAGUUCUAGGCCUAAGAAAAGGAGAUGUUAGCCUAGAUAAGGGUUCACGAUCAAGAAAUAAGACAAUCCUUGUUGCUCAAGGAAAAUUGAGUGCAGAAGAAGUGACUGAAAAGAUUAAAAGGGAAAUGGGCUCAAAUUAGUUUUACACAUCAUUGUAAUGGAGAAGUUGAAGUCAACUCUUACUUAAUGUAUGUAAAUACUGUAAUAAUAAUGUGGGUGCCAAACCUAAUGAGUGAUUGUGCCUUAAAAAUACAGUUUGAGGAACAACUGCCCUUUUCUUAAUCUUCAGUUUUGGAAGUUUAACUAAGUGGCCUAUUUAACUACCUUUGUUUGAUGUGUGAACAGAUGUCCGUACGUGUUAUUGCAUUGAAGCUGUAGAAUCUACCAGAAGUAGAUUUCUAUUUAUCAAGAUACUGAAAUGAAAUGUACCAUUAUCAAUAAUGUCUGUCCCUCCAUAAUCUAAUCUAAACUGUCAUGAAGAGAAUAUGAUCAUCAUGUGAUGAGUGUGUCUUUUUUAAAGUUUAUUAUUUUUAUCUACAGUUUUGUAGUAGUUGUUAUAUCAACUUCAGUUACAAGUAGGAGUAGUCAAUCUAUAAAUGCAAUUAUUGAAAAAUUUACAUUGUCUUUGUUGUCACUGAGUUUGGUUGUACUUAGCAGCAAACAAAGCUGAAAUUGUGUAUUGGACAGCAUUUGUAAACAUUAAAGCUAUUUUUCUUCAUUGAA